Messenger RNA from Lymnaea stagnalis (great pond snail), 20056 nucleotides. The record is from the annotation of a GenBank genome assembly. NCBI's taxonomy places the organism in Eukaryota, Metazoa, Mollusca, Gastropoda, Lymnaeidae.
AAUCAUACUAGAAAAAAAAAUGGACGAGGAUAUCCACAAAAGCAACUUAUAUAGAUGGAAAAGACAAUGCAAACCAAAGGUUCUAUCAAAAUCACACGUAAGCUUUGUCGCUAUAAUUUAUAAACCAUAACAUUUUAUUAGUUAGUAUCCGAAGAAUGGGCAGGACAAUAAUAAUAAUUCAGGAAUGAACUUUAAAAUGUAAAAAAAAAUAAAGAUAAAAUACUAAAUAAUAAUCAUAUUGAUUCUGAUGUCACUACUUCUAAAUAGUGAAGAAAUUGUAUACCCUAAUCUAAUAAUUUAAAAAAAAAACAAAUAUGUAAGAGUAUGAGUAUAACCUGACUGUAGACUGUAGAGUGUCAGUGUCAGUAGAGGCUAAGAAUAAGAAUUAAAGAAGACUAAGUUUACGUUUAACUAAGAAGUAAAAUAGCCUACUAAGCCUACUUCACUAGACUAGUAGUACUACUUAGGACCUUAGGACUUAGACUAGUUAGACUUAGUUAAUUUAGAUUUAGGUAACAGACUGCUUAGUGCCAUAAGGCAUGCAAAUGCAUGUACAUACAUCAAAUUUAAGAUACACCAUAUUAAAAUAUAUAAAUUUAAAAAAAUGCAGUUCAUGUAAUUUUAUUUUUCCUUAUAAAGUGUAGCUUUAGUUUAUUUACACGUGUACAGGCUUAGAGGUGUUGUUUGAAGUAUUACAGAUAUUUACACUUCUUAAUUUAAUACAAUUACAUACCAUACAGCAACUCUAUGCUACUAUGUAAAAUCGACUUAGUUGUCCGACACCCUCGACCAUACAGCAGCUGUAUUUACAUUUGACUUAGUUUUCCAGUGCUGUCAACGAAGUGGUGGACACAUUCUUGACUAAAAAAGGGUGUACGCGUGAUGUCCGCUGGUCUCUCUCCUUUUUCACUUUGUCUAAUCAUAUCCAAUUUACAAUCUAACGGGAUACUUUUCCUCUUCCUUGAUCCACCAGCACUACUAUCAGAUGAAACAAGCUUUGAAACUACGGUAAAAGAGUCCAAAUGACUUAUAGGGUAUUAAUGGGUUAUUGAACAGCAUAAUUAGAAGUUCACUGAAGCAGAACAUUGUGUAUAUAGAAUUUAUUUGAAAAUUAUUUAUGUUUAAUGAAAUAAUCACCAAAUAUGUUGUAAACAUGUUUUUUCUCUUUUAUUUGUUUAUAUAAGCAUGUGAAAACUACAGAUGAUAUUGCAACAUGGAUUAAGGUAAAAAAAAAUCAGUGGAAAUUCAUAAUUAUUAUUUAGUAAUUUACUAUAACAUUGACCAAAAAAGAAUUAUAAAAAAAAUAAUAAUUAAGAUAUGCGUUCAGUUUCAGCAUAUCAUUUAUGUAUAUAGAAAAUUGUAAACAGGACUAAAUAACUUUGGAAAAGUUUAAGAUAUUUGACAAAUUAUAAGUUAUAUAGCUUUACUAUUUUGCAGAGGUUUCCAAACUUUUCUAGUCACUGGGCCCUUGCUGCAUCAAGGUUUUCCCAAGGUGCCUUAUGUCACUUUCUGCUAAAUGGCAAAUAUUUUUAAAAUAAUAAAAUGGAUAAGUAAAUAUAAUGUUAUAACACAGGCCUGCACAACUCAAAAUGUAUGGCGGGCCGUAAUACUAUGAAAACCUUGUGCGGGCCGUAAUACAUUAUGAAAAACUUGUGCAGGCCGAAAGAUAAUAGGACCUCAUAAUAGCCACCCUCAUUUUCUUCUCCACAUUGAUUUUCAUGCAACUCUUAUUUUUUACCACUGACCACUGAAAACCCAGCUUUGCACAAAAAAUGAUGGCAAAUGGAAUUAAAAUUCUCUGUUCUUUACCACUGAUAUUUAUCUUUUACUGAUGACAUUAAUUGUGUUAAUUCCAUGCCGCUGAAUUCUCUUCUUCUGCAGCAGUAAAUUAAGCUGGAGCACUGCAUUAAAUGAUAUUGAAUAAAUAUUUUGAAAAUAUUCCUGUAACCUGUUGUUAGCCUGCAAUGAUUAUUCUUCAAAAAUGAAUGCCCAAUCUCAAGGGGAAAUAACUCCAUUUGAGGUCAAAAACAGUUAUUUUUUUGAAAGCUAAAAUUUUCUCAUCCAACUUUAAAGAGUGCAUGUCGCUUUCUGACAAAGAGAGAUUCAGAGCAUUUCUCUUUUCAAAAAUAUCACAAAAGUAUGCCAGUUUUACCAAAGCAUCCUCCUUUACUAAAUUUUUGGUACACUUGUAGCUUUUAUCUUUAAGAAUUUUUUUUGCUGGCUUAAUUCUGAUGAGAAAAAAAGUUCCCACUGAGAGCCAUCGCAAAAUGCUGUAGUAUCACAAAGACAUGUGCCAGGAGUUUAUAACCUCAAACAGGCUUUUGAAAAACUUUUGCUCCAAUUACCAAGUUUUUAUAAAGUUUACCAUAUUCACUACAUAUUCUAUCCAUGAAAAACCAAAGUCCAAAUAACUGUUUUCAUAUUUACGCUAUUUAGGUUUCUUGACACUCCUGCCACAUUACAUAUUGUUUCCCUCUAUAUUCAAAACAUGGAAUAACUUCCGUUUGCUUGAUUACAACAAUAUUCAUUUACACCACCUCCAAAAACUAAUUUAACCUUAAAACUGUUUGUAAUUACUGACUAUAAUUAUUUACAUAAACAAUUAAUAAACUUAAUUAAUAUAGACUGUCAUUUAGUGACCUUUUUUGUGAAGUCUUCUGCAAAGAGUUGUUUUUUUAGUGAGUUAAUGUUUUACAACAAGUAUGCGAGAGACAUUGCAUCUUGUUACUUUAUGAAAAUUUGUAACACAUUGCGGUGCCUCUGUAAGGAAGCUGCAGCUCCCUCAGGGGAAAAGUUUUGGAAUCUCUGGUUUAGGCCUUACCAUAUGGGAUACAUCUGUCUAUUCAUAUACGGAUAUUCCAGAAAGUUGAGGCGGCUUCAGAUAGAGCAGCGGAUGUGGCAUUUGGGCUGGUCCCUUCUGGCAAACAGAAGGGAAAGGCUCUUGUUCAACAAAUGGCUGGGCAAGUGAGAGACACUGAACAAGCCUACAAUGAAGGUGAAAUACUUACAAUAGAAGAAUGAUAAAAGUAAAUCUUGGAGUGGCAAAACACACUGAGCUAUAUAACUGGCAGAUUAAUAGUUAUACUAUAAUUUCACUGGGUCUAAUUAUUUGUUACCAGACUUUUAAACAUUUAUUUUUAAGAAACCGAGUGAUAAUACUCAACAAUUGGGGUUUACUAAAAGAAAUUAUUGUUUUAAAACAAAUUUUACACUUUUCUGAAGCAGUAGACAGUUACACUACAAUCAGACUUAUAAAGUCAAAUGUCAGGGAUUGAAUUUUAAUAUGCAUGAUAAAUUUCAUGCAUAUUUUAAACAAAAAUGUAGAUUAGUUUCCAAUAAACUGCAUCAUCAUUUUGAAUAUAUAUAUAUUUAUAUAUAUAUAUAUAUAUAUAUUAUUAUUAUUAUUUUUUUUUUUUUACAGCCCAAGAUUUUCUGACACAAUGGAUGAAUGAAAAAGUUCGAUUUGAUGAUGAUGAUGGCUUUGAUGACCUUGAGGUUUGGCGUAGGGCUAGAAAAAAUAAGUAUGAUAUUUUCAAUAAAUUGCAUCAUCAUUUUGAAUAUAUAUAUAUUUAUAUAUAUAUAUAUAUAUAUAUUAUUAUUAUUAUUUUUUUUUUUUUACAGCCAAAGAUUUGCUGACACAAUGGAUGAAUGAAAAAGUUCGAUUUGAUGAUGAUGAUGGCUUUGAUGACCUUGAGGCUUGGCGUAGGGCUAGAAAAAAUAAGUAUGAUAUUUUCAAUAAACAAGAAGAAAAAAAUGAGUCAGAUGAAUUAUCCAUUGAAAGACUCACUAGGCUUGCGCUUGAAGAUGAAUUUGAAAUAGAUGAAGCAGCAAUCUAUGAGAGGGUGAAGCGCAAUGCUGUUGGUGACUCAGGUAACUAAAAGCCUUCACAAAAUAUUUGACCAAUUAAAAUUUACUUGAGACCACUUAAUUAAUGUCUGAUGAUUAGAAUUAUUUAAUUUUAGUCUGAAUAUGUGGGUUAUAAAUGAAGGACUGCGUUCAAGCUGUGUGAAGGAAAUAGUUGAACAAGGUAUGUGGAAGAUUGAAAUAUAAAGACAGGACAAUUAAAAAGAUUCUCAGCUGAAAUGUUCUCUUUUUAUUUUCAUAUCUUUAUAUUUCAAUCUUCCAUAUGCCUUGUUCCAUUAACUAGGUCAAAUACUUUGUUAUAAAUAAUUUUUAAAAAUCAAUUGUUAAUUAGAUCUUGUAGCAGGGGUUAAUUAUUAAAAUGCAUAAAUCUUGUUAACUUUUGUUAUUGCCAGUUAAAAAUAGAUGGGAGUUGUCCAAUUUGGAGAUUUUGUGUGGGCUGUAUAUUGCCUUGGAGGUGGGGGGUGGGGGGGUUGAGAAAAAAGUAUAAAACAAAGUAAGGUCAAACAUGAAAAAAGGAACGCAACAAAAUCUAAUUAUAAAAAGAAAGAGUUAUUUAGUUUUACGAAUACUUUUGUCAAACUUUCAGAUCCUUAUGCUAAUUUAUACAAAAUGGAAGAGGAUGAGGCAGUGAAAUCUGUACUUAAGACCAUGAUGUCCAAAGAAAUGGUAAAAGACAUAUUCAAGUAAGCAUUAAACAGUGCAAAUAUUGAAUACAUAUAAUAUUACAAAUUCAGUACCAUGUUAUUUUGAAACAAUGGAACAUAAUGUGUGUGGGUUGGUUUGGGGGGGGGGGGGGGGUUUUUCACUAAUUAUAAGAUUUAAACAUUUAAAAGUUUAUUAUUUAAUUUUAUUCUUUAAAAGAAUUCUUUAUGUUUUAUUGCCUGAGUAUUUGCAAUAUUAAGUAAAUCAAACAGGCGUUUGUGUUGGUAACGUACUCGGUACAAUAAUUAUCUUUAAAUGCAACAUCUGAUUGAAAAUUUUAACAAAUAUAAAAAAAUUCUGGUGAAUUUUUAUUUUUGAUAUUUUAUAUUACAUUGAUCAAAUAAUUUGCACAACAUUAUUGUUUUUAGUUUCCAGCUGUAAAUCAGUGGAAAUUCAAGUAACUGGAAUAAACUUUAUAUUAUUUUUUUUACCCAUUGACAACAGAAAAGAUCUUGGUCUUUAUGAAGAAGCAAAACCAGACCCACGAACAAAGAUGGAACUGCGCCACAAGAUGGUUAAAGAGAACAGGGAGAAGAGAGAGAAAGAAUUCCAGAAGAGGAAGAGUGAAGCACAGAUAAAAAAAGAAGCGCGGCUUGAGGCCCAGCAACUCUUAUUGAAGGUGGGAAAUAGAAAAUAUUGUUAAAUUAAAUACUGCAUGUAACUAUAUUUAUCUUUUGGCUUGUUUAAUGUUUAAAAAAUAAGAGGGCAGUUGGCAAAUUAAAUGAACGUUUUUCAAAAUGUUUUGAAUUGUCAGUUUUAUUGUGGAAUAUGUUUAAAAAAGCCUCUUGCCAAAUGCCCACAUGAUCAGGAUGCUGAUAUAUUAUUAUUAUUACAGUGGUCUUAUAUAGCGCUUCACAUAAAAAUAUUAGCAAAUAUAUCAUGACAUUAAACAAAUUUACAUACAUUUAUUUAAUAUAAAAACAAGCUUUAUAAAAAAAUAUUCACCCCGCCCACCCCAGAACUAUUUACCUGUCCAGCCAUGGUUGGCACCCAGCAUUAUUACAGUGGUCUUAUAUAGCGCAGUACCCCAGCCUAAGGCUGAUAGCGCUUCACAUAAAAAUAUUAGCAAAUAUAUCAUGACAUUAAACAAAUUUACAUACAUUUAUUUAAUAUAAAAACAAGCUUUAUAAAAAAAUAUUCACCCCGCCCACCCCAGAACUAUUUACCUUAAAAACAAGCCUUAAAAAAAAAAAUUCCCCCCGCCCCCCCCAGAACUAUUUACCUGUCCAGCCAUGGGUGGCCCCCAGCAGCAUUGUUAAACAUUCAGAUUUGGGGGGGGGGGGGAUAGUCAGGAUAGUAGAUAUGCUACAUACCAACACUGUAACAAUUUUCAUUGAGAUUUGUAAGUAAUAAAAUUUUGCAAACAAAGUCAUAGUUCUUAAGGUAUAACAAUAAAAUUAGUCAGGUUGAUAUGUUUCAAUAAUUGGAACGUCAUAGCAAGGUUGCUUAUAUUUAACAAGGACAUUCCUCAUCCUUUAUAAAACAGCUUAAAAUGGAUAUUAUGCAUACUGUUUGGGUUCAGUUGUGAUAGGUUGUUAUUGGUAUUAUAUGACUAUGUCAUUUAUGUAAUGUGAAUUGACAUAGAAUUAUGCCAUUUUUCAAUGUGACUUGCCAUCAAAGAACUAUAACAUUUAUAUAAUGUGCCUUAAUGUUACCGUACAGUAUCAUAUAUAAAGUUUAUUAGUCAUUUUGUUAUGCUUUAUAAUAGAACACAAUAUACUGAAGAUUAUAAUUAAAAUUUCAGAACCAUCAAUAGCUUUACAAAUGAUUUUGAAUAAUUUUGAUUUUCAUAAAAACAAAACAUAUUAUAUUUUAUACCCUUUAAGGAACAAAAGGAUAGAGAAAUGAGAGCAAGAAAAGAAGAAAUGGAACUGAAGAAAGAUAUGGCAAAAAUACGUAAAGAUAUGUAUGAGGAGAGGAGGAAAAAAGAGGAAGAAAUGAGGAGGUAAAGUUAAAGAAACAAAACAAUUUUUUUUUUCAAGCUUUUGAUUGCCUAAAGUGACUGACAUUGAUAUUGGAGUAGGUUUUUAAGUUUUGCAAUUUCUGAACUCAACAGAUGUUCACUGGGUUUAUGAACUCAAAACAGAUGUGCACUGGGUUUGUGAACUCAUAACAGAUGUGCACUGGGUUUGUGAACUCAUAACAGAUGUGCACUGGGUUUUUGAACUCAUAACAGAUGUAUACUGGGUUUGUAAACUCAUAAAUGAUGUGCACUGGGUUUGUGAACUCAUAACAGAUGUGCAUUGGGUUUGUAAUCUCAUAUCAGAUGUGCACUGGGUCCGUGAAGUGUUGAUUUCACGGACUUCCACACUGAAAAGUAAGACAGCUAUGAGAUAGGGUGAAGGAAAAUUGGUGCAUGGUAUCACUUCAAAUAGUUGGAGGUUACUAAGAAAUCUUAAACAUUAAACUGCAUAUCAGGAGUGAAUGAUUAGUUUAAAAUUAACAGUGAAUACAAAAAGCAAUAUGCACAUUUUUUAAAAUAAUUUCGGACAGCCAAUCUAAUUACUUUUUGUUUUUAAAUGUCAAGAAUGCUUAUAAAACAUAAGAAAAAUAAAGGCUUCUUUUGCCAUUGUCAAUUAAGAACUAGGGAAGCAGAAGAAAUGCUGAACAAAAUGGCUAGGGAGGAACUGGCCCGCCAGAGGGCAGUUGAAGACAGUAACACUAUUUUGACCCAUCGCUUGGAGAAUGAAAGACGCCACCAGCAGAUCAUUAAAAUGGAGAUGAUCAAAAAAAGAAUAGCUUCAAGAAACUUGCAGGUUGGUGAAUGUGACGGCCAGGCUGUCUAGAGGUUGGAUCCCCUACAAGACAGCAAAAAAAAUUUUUUUUUUUUAAAUACAAUAGUGUGAAAUUCAUGAUCUCUUUCCUCUAUCAGGAUGAAGUGUAUUAUAUACUCUCCAACCUCUAUAAGGUCUGAAAACAAUUAAUUUAUUAAAUGGAAUGUUACCACCCUGUUUCAAACUAUAUCUUGUAUUUGAAAACAAGCAAAACCAAAUGAUAAAUCUGAUUUUGACUUACAGAAGUAUAACAUCGAUUUGUGAUCAAAAGAUAAUAACAAAAACUGAAUACAGAAUUCAAUCAAAAAUCUUUUUUCAGUGCCUCCAUCAGCAUUUCACUGCUUGGUAUGACCUAGUUUUGUCCAGGCGUCUGCUCCUGGGAAAAAUCAAAGCAAUGUCUGACUGGAAACUCAUGCUGAAAAUUUGGGGUGCAUGGAGGUCACAUGUCAGAGGUCAGAGGUUGGACAUAGAGGUUGAAAAACAUGAAAGAGAAAUUAUUGAUGCACAACGGUUAGUCAUAUUUUAUAAGAAAUUUAGUUUAAUUUAAGAAAAAUUUGUUGAAGGUAAGCAAUAAUUCAAUAUUAAUUACUAUUAUUUUUUUUUUGCUCCCUGCUUUAGUGACCAGGUUUCUUGGUCAGUAUCUCAAAUAAUUAUUAAUAAUUAUCAUCUGGACCCAAAGUAAAGGUCAUCAAAGUCAUCUCUGUUUCAAUAUCACAAUUUGUAGAUUUAAUUUAAUUUUUUUUCAACCAAGACCAUUUUCAUCUGUUACACAAAUUUCUAUAAACUGACCCUCUGUCCACUUUCGUCAAUUACAUAACCUGAUCCUCUGGCCACUUUCAUCAGCUACAUAAACUGACCCUUUGGCCCCUUUCAUCAGUUACAUAAACUGACCCUCUGGCCCCUUUCAUCAGUUACAUAAACUGACCCUCUGGCCCCUUUCAUCAAUUACAUAAACUGACCCUCUGGCCCCUUUCAUCAAUUACAUAAACUGACCCUCUGGCCACUUUCAUCAGUUACAUAAACUGACCCUCUGGCCCCUUUCAUCAGUUACAUAAACUGACUUUCUGAACAUUUCAGCAGUUACAUAAAUUGACCCUCUGAUGAAUAAAUAUUGAACUCUAGCAUCAUAUACACUUUCAGAACAUGUGAUGAUACUUACUGGAACCAUUGGUCACAAAAUGUUUGGGGGUGGGAAAUAGAAACUAGUAUCCUAUUGCUCUUUGUUUCCUGAGAAGUUUGUUUUUAAAUGUGUGUUCUUGUGUCAAGUUUUUAAUGUAGGACUUUGUUGUUAGGCGUAUUUGUUUAUGAUUUUAUUCUUUGGAUUACUUUUGGUGACAUCAUUUCCAUUGCUAUGGGAGGAGUUGAUGCCAGUUCUAUUGCAAUGGGAGGAGUUAGUUGACAUCCUUACUAUUGCUAUGGGAGGAGUUGAUGUCAGUUCUAUUGCAAUGGGAGGAGUUAGUUGACAUCCUUACUAUUGCUAUGGGAGGAGUUGAUGUCAGUUCUAUUGCAAUGGGAGGAGUUGAUGUCAUUUCCAUUGCAAUUAAGAAAAAUCUUAUCAAAGAUGUGUGUUUAUAAACCCAGAGACAUUUUCAAAAAUAGGGGAGAGAAUUAUUAAGAACAUAGCAAGAAAUUAACAUAAAUUCCUUUCAUUUUCUGUGACAUAUGGAGUUGUAGAUAAAUGAGUUUUGUGAGUUUGCCUAUCCUAACAUCUGGAUUAAAACGAAAAUUAUAAGGAAGAGUGAUCUCGGAAACCCUCCUCAUAAUAUCCUUUCUGUGACAUGAGUAAAUCCUUAUUUUGGAUGAGGGUUGUUAACCUUUUUGCACUGCCGCCUAGCAGUGCCGUCUAGUAGUGCCGCCUAGCAGUACCGCCUAGCAGUGCCGACUAGCAGUGCUGCACUCCCUCUCAAUUUUAAAAUAUCUCCCAAAAGCUUAAGUACAAAUUAUGUGUAAACAAAAUUCUCCACAAAGACAUCUGCUGCUAAUAAAAAUGCAUCCCAUACCCCUUGGCACUGCCUCUUGCAUCCCCAUUUUAUUAAAAACCCUUGCUUGUGUUAAAAACCCUUGCUUGUGUUAAAAACCCUUGCUUGUGUUAAAAACCCUUGCUUGUGUUAAAAACCCUUCCUUGAGAUUUUUAAUAAAAGAAAAAUUUACUUUUUCAGUGUACAAAUUUUAAUCUGUUGAAAAUAUAUUUAUAUAUUAAAACAUUGAAAAUAAUUCUUGUGUAUAUUUCCUUGUUUUAUAACAAUGGUUACCCGUGUAACACAACAGAAAAACAUUAAGGGCUGAAAGGCAUUGGGCAGUUUCAACACUGAGAAAGUGUUUCAUCUCCUGGCAACUGUUCACCAAGGAAUCCCUUGAGAAGAAAGACCUGGAGAAAGAGCAGGACAGAACUAAGAGGAAGAUGGCAUCAUUGUUGAAUGCCAUAGCAGAUGGGAAGAUUGUAAAAACAGAUGAGGAAGAGAAUGAGAAGGAGUUGAAGAAUAAAAGGCAUAAGAACGGACCAGGGACUUCAUCUGCCAGGUCAGAGGUUAAUUUCAAAGUAAGUUGUUUAUUUUAUUACUAUUUAGAGAUAAAAGAAAUAGAAAGUAAAAAAAAAAUAAUAAUCCCUAUCACUGUACGCUUGAGAAAUACUUGAUAUGUUUUGUGUUCAAAUUGUUCUGGUUUUCAUAUGUUUUCUUGGUUAGGAUAUUUAUUUAUGUGCUGAAAUUGAAUAUGAUAUGUAAAUCUUAAUUAAAAAAUAUUGGCUAAUUGAUAAAACUCUGUAAUGACCAAAUUGAGAACGUACUAAAGUACUGAUUCAAUCCCCUAGUGGUAACAUACGGCCACUCGCUACACCGUUUUCACAAAUUUAUAUAGAAAGCAGAAAUCUUCACAUAAAAUAUAAGAAAUUUAAUAUCUCAUAAUUCAAACUUUGAUCAAAGGAGCCAAUGCUCGACCCACCUGUCAGGAGGCAGGCAUGGGGAGACAAUGAGAGCGUGAGUGCAUCCAGCAGCCAAACUCCAGUCAACCCAUUGAAGUCGACCAGUGAAAGGUUCCUCCCUUCUGAACCCUGGCAGGUUACUCAUCGACAUCUAAAGAUAAUUAAGAAGGCGACUCCCAAACCAGGCCAUCGGGAGAUAGACGAACCCAGAGAAAAAACAACAGAGCAGCAGGCGCACGCUGACACAGAGCAGCCAACGCACACGGACAAAGAGAUAAGAAAAAGGUCAGUGCACCAGUAUUAAGACGUCCAUAAAAGUCAUGCAUCAGAUAUCUUGUGAUCUGUCUUUCUUUCUGUCCAACUUAAUUCAGUGUGGCCUUUAUUUUACAUGUAACAUACUUGUGCACAACCCUCAAGUAUAUGUCAAGUGUGCAAGCCAAAAUUGUUAUGUUCAUGAACUACAAAAACAUGGUAUGCUGGGCACUUUAUAGCAUGGAUCAGUUUAUUUAAAAAACUGAAAUUGUGUAAAUCCUGUAAAACGGGCAAGGUUUCUGUGGGACAACAACAUGGCUCUCCCCUUGAAUAGCUUGUAUCAUGAAGCGCUGGCACCAAAUCACGUCAUGGACAGGGUUUGACGCAGACCUUUUGCUUCGCUGGUGAGUCUGACGGGGAGGGGGUGUGUUUCUAAAAUCAUAUUGAAACAAGUGGGCUGUCAGAAGACUUGCCUUGAAACUGAGGGUUUUGAAUAGUUUAAAUUAUCACCAUUGCAUAUUGAAAGCAAGAUGUUCAAAAGGUUGACAAUGCACAUAUAGGCUUACAUAUCUAUUGUUCUGAUGUCCAUAACAGAUUCAUCAAAAACUGUCUAGCUUGGUUUCUUUCUUCUUUAUUUUGAGGGCCCACGAUCAAUGAAUUGAUCAUUCUGGCUCCAAUGUCCUGUGGUUAUUAGACAAACAUGUAAAUAAAUGCACUUAACAGUUUAUUUUCUCAUAUCUUCUUAUUUUUAAUGUGCAUAUGACUUUUUGCUCAAAUUAUUGUGCAUGAUCAUUAUUCGGCUGAACCUGCAUUUAGCACCACCCCUGCAAAAAAGGCCCACUUUUACUUUGGUGUCAAAUGUAUGUGUUAUUUCAAGGUUUUAAUGUACUAUACAUUUUUGAAAACCAAGUUCUAAUUUGAGGACUUACUUUAAUUUUUUUUAAAUUAAUAUUUGGCUGUAUUGGUAUUCCAACAGUAGAGCAAAGCAAAUUUGAAGAAAAUUAUUUUUAUUUUUAAAAAGGCUAAAAUCUACUGUAACUUAUUGUUGCCAUUGUUCCAGGAGUCAACAUUUGUAACUUUUGUUGUUUAAAUCUAUAAAAAUGAUAAAAUUCCCAGACUUGGCACACAACCAUGGAUGAACCGUCACUUUGUCGUCAACAAUCUUGAGCACAGAUAUACAGCACAACAACAGGCAUUGCGAGAACAGCAGGACCAAAUCAGGGAGCAGCUGCAGCUAAUACAAGAGCUACAGUAUGAGCAGAGGCAGCAGGCGCUGAAACAACAGCUUUUGCUGGGAAACACUCAACCUCCACUGCCACCUUUAGAAGAAGUAGAAGGUGCCUUAAUUAGUUUAUGUCUUGAUUUGUUUAUGGGAAAACCUAAUUUGGUUGUUUUUUUUAGAUUGUUAUUAAUAAAAUAUCUUUCCAACUAUCUAAUAUUUGAUGAAAUUAAGAAAACGAUUAACUAGUUUUUAGUUCUGUGUUCAAAUUUCAAUAUUCUUUCAGCAACAUAAAUCUUGUACACUGAAAUUAAUUUAAAAAUGAGUUUGUUUAAAACAUUGAGAAAACAGGUCGUGUUUGCUUGUCAGAAUUGUGUCACCCGGUUACUUUAAUAUUUUUGAAUGUAUAAAAUAAAUAAAUUUGUAUUCCAAUGUUUCUUAUAGUUUUCAAAAAAUCUGUUUAAUGUCAGUUCCUCCUCAAGGUAGGGAAAUCCCAAGGGGAGAUGAAGAAACUGAGGCUGGUAGCUUUAAGGGGCUACACAGGUCACAAGUCACAACAGGUCAUGAUAAUCUCCAGAGUAAGAAAGUGGGCCAAAUAGAAAUUACAGCCAAACAAAACCAAGCAGAUUUGGAGACAGAGAGGUGAGCAAAAUUGUAAUAAUUUGCUAAUGCCAAAAUUUUAAUAAUUUGUUAAUGCCAAAAUUUUAAUAAUUUGUUAAUACCAAAGUUGUAAUAAUUUGUUAAUGCCAAAAUUUUAAUAAUUUGUUAAUGCCAAAGUUGUAAUAAUUUGUUAGACUAAUCUGUUUUAUGUCAAGAAAAGUUUUUUUCAUAGAUUUAUUGCUGCUAAACAAACAUUAAAUGAAAAUAAAUAAUAGCUCAAUUAAAUUUAAAAUUAAUAUGAACUGUUUAUUAACAAUUUUAUUGGAAGGCUUACACCAGGAGUUUAAUUGUUGCUAUGGACAGAUAGGAUGAAGAAUCUAUUGUGUAAUCAACAUAAACACUUGCAUUAUUAUUGGUUUUGUUGUUGCAGAAAAUUAUUUUGUAAGUACAUUUUAAGUCAGUGGCCUUCACGGUGUUAAUUCUAUAAAGCCAGUUCAAAUGUUGGUGCUCCAUUGUACUGCGCGGCUGAUUCUUUAUGAGCAUCAAUCUUGAAAAUGAAGAUUUUCAGGGCCGUCUUAAAAGCAAUGGGGGACCCUUGGAAAAGUAAUUCAAAGCUCCCAUUCCUCUCAUACUAUAUAAAUUCCAGUGAUGUUAGGAAAGCUUUUUGAGGCUCAGUAUAACCCAUGUGUUAGGCCCUGUGUUUCUUUCAGUCCCUUUCAUCAGAAGAGGGGGCAUUUCACGUGUUCUAUCUGUGCCAAAACAUUAUGACGCCGAGGCCUGCUCUUACUCUGGCACCCUCAACUUACAUAAACAUGAUUUCAUUCCAUUAGUUUCACCCCAUGAAAUCUAUAUAGUCAAACUAUAUACACAAACCAAAGAAAAUCAUGUUUUUUUUUCAUUUCAAAGAAAACAAAAUUUAAUUACUAACAUCCACUUUGUUCAGGGAGGGUGCAGAAAUAAAGGGCUUCCAAGCAACAUUGUGGGGAUGGGACUAGUUAGGGGGCUCAUUUAGGUGCCUAGGAACAUUUCUGAUAAGGUAGGGAUGCAUUUUCAUGCAUACCCUUAGAUUAGUUUGCAUCUCUUAUGGAGAGCAACAGUGGAGAUUUAGGUGUACACUGACUUAGUUUUAUUUUUACAAAUCCUUUAUUUUAUAGUUAUUUCUAAAGAGUAAUAUUGUUUUAUAAUUUUAAAUUAAACUUUAAUUUUUUUUUUGUUAAUUAUAAAUAAAAAAGGAAAAAAUGAAAAUAUUUCUGUCAAAAAAAUGUGUUUGUCACAAAAAAAAGUAAUAAAACAUAUAUAACAGAAAUGAAACAACACUAUUGAAGUUCAAUCAUAAUUAACUUUUUGCAUUUAUUUACAAUAUAAAGUUUCCAAAUUUUACAAUUUAAAAAAAGGGGAACAAAUACUGUUUUGUUGAAAAGGUCUGUAAUAUAUCUUUUGUGGCUAUUUAAAACUGGUAAAUUUUAUUAAAUGUAUUUGAAUGGCAUUAUUAUGUUUAGAAGAUAGGAGAUAUUUACAAAAGGAUUUAGAUAUUUAUAAAUGAGUGAUUUAUCUUAGAGAAUUUGAAGCAGUAUUACAUUCUCCCUAAAUUCAGUAGAUUUAUUAGGUUUACUUGGAAUUGCAAACUCCUAUAGCUUUUUUCAGAUAUAUUACAAAUUAUUGAACAUGUGACACCUUUUGUAAAACUCUUUGUUCUACUUUAAGAAGGCAGCCAGAUAGUGGAGAUGAGUUAAGAGUGAAAUAAAAAGUAUUUUUUUUUAAACGAGCAAUUUGAUCCUCUAGGUAUUGUGCUAUCAGUUUUGUAUCAGCAGUACUUAAAUAAUUCUACAGACAUUUUCACCAAUAUCAUUAUCAGGUCAAAAAUAUCUACUGGGAGAUCAGAAGUAAGCUCAGCAACAACACACAUGUCCAAAGCCUCAUCAUCAACAGUUAAUGUGCACAAUACAAAAUACCUGCAGGUGUUAAAGAGUAAGUGUGUUAAUGUUCAGUACUAUAUAAUCAGUGCUAUAUCAUCAGUCUUGAAUUAUUAGAGCUGUAUCAUUAGUCCUAUAUAAUUAGUUCUAUAUCAUUAGUGCUAUAUCAUCAGUCUUGAAUCAUUAGUACUAUAUCAUUAGUCCUAUACCAUUAGUGCUAUAUCAUCAGUCUUGAAUCAUUAGUAAUAAAUCAUUAUUCCUAUAUCAUUAGUGCUAUAUCAUCAGUCUUGAAUCAUUAGUACUAUAUCAUUAGUCCUAUAGCAUUAGUGCUAUAUCAUCAGUCUUGAAUCAUUCCUAUAUCAUCAGUCUUAUAUCAUGUCCUAAACAAUCAGUCUUAUAACAUUUUAAAUAAUAAGUCCUAAAUCAUCAGUCAUAUAUCAAGUCUUAUAUCGUCAGUCCUAUCUCAUGUCCUAUAUCAUGAGUUAUAUAUCAUGUCCUAUAUCACCAGCCCUAUAUCAUGUCCUAAAUCAUCAUUCCUAUAUCAUGUUCCAUGCCUUCAGUCCUAUAUCACCAGUCCUAUAUCAUGUCCUAAAUCACCAUGUCUAUAUCAUGUCAUAUAUCUCCAUUCACUAGUUCUAUAUCAUGUCCUAAAUCACCAGUCAUAUUUCAUGUCCAAAAUCAUCAUUCCUAUAUUAAAUAUAUUCAUGUUUUAAAGCAAUAUAUAUAUAGAGAGAGUACUUAAAUAACACUAGAAAUUGUUAUAACAUGUUUUGACUAAAAUGAAUCUAUAAACUCAAUGUUUAAAGGAGUAUUAAAGUCCUCAUUGUCACUUAUUGAAUCAUGUGUCUACGUUGUCUUCCUCACUCUCUCCCAUGCUCUACUGACCACCAGCACAUUAUUACCCCUUUAAGUAUCCCCUCUCUGUAUAACAUUCCGGCGCUUAAAGCUCAGGCGCACUAACUCACUAUUCUCAUUCAUAACAAAUGGACCCUCCCAUUGAUCUUAGUAAACUGGAUAAACAUGUUGCAUCCAAUGUCAAAUUUGAAUUUCUCUUGUUUAAAAUAUUUAUUUAAGAUAUGGAAGACAGAGCCGGAGAGCGGGCAAGAAAAAAGGCAGAGAGGGAUGAAAAGAGGAGAAAACAAGAAGAAGAGAAGCUGGUAAAUUUUGCCAUAUUAGGUUUCACAUGACCACCAUAACAAAUUAAUUUGUCUUAAGCAUUUAUGUCAUGUAAAUUUAUCAAUUCAAAAAUUGACAGAUGAUAAGACAUGCAUAAGCUUUCCAUCUGAUAAAAAUAACUUUAGUGAGAAGAAUAAUGUCACUGUAAGCAGGUCAAAAGAUUGCAUAACAUACAGUAAAUCCUUACAGUGAUGCAAAAAAUGGGGUCCAUAAAUUACAGACAGCAUUUAUAGCAAGGUCACAUUGAUACGUAGCUUUAGUUAUUCUGUGUUAAUAGCUCUGUGACUUUUUUAAAUUAGGGAGAUAAGCAAUUUCAUUUAAUAUCAGAUUUUCCAUCUCUUAUGUUAAUGAGCUUUGUGGUGUUGAAUUUGGACUAGUUUUGUGUAUUUUUUAUUAUUUUGAACAAAAUAUGUAUUUUUAAAAAUUUUUCCUUUUUGAAAAAAAAAAUUUCUUGUGCAUAUUAAAUGUACAAAAUUUCAAGAGCCAUACCAUGACAGUGUUAAAUCUGAAUUUGCUUUACAUUGAGGUUCCACUGUAUAUUCUGACCUUAUACUUCAAAAGAGACCUUGCCUUGUCUUAAAGACAGUAUUAUACAUGUUCAAUCGGCAGCCUCCACAAAGGAGGGCCGUGCCUUGACCUAAAGAUCCAAAACUCUAAUUGUUAUUAAAAUUGUAUCAUAAUUUAACAUUUUUAAAAACCUUUGUCAGAGAUCUGAUUGAAUAUUCCAUUACGUUAUUUUAUUUAUGGCUUAGGAUGGUAGUUUCAUAAAGUAAUAAUUUUAUAUCUGAAGAAAAAAAGAAGUUUAUUAUAAUUUUUGUUUGCAUUUUAAAUAUUGACUUUCUUAUGUCUUUUAUAUUUUUCUAGGCUGAGCUCCAAAAGAUUGAGCAAGAAAAAUUGUUGGAAAUCGAGGCCGAAAAGAAAGCACGUGCUGCUGCUUACAGACAGAAAAAACUGAUGGAAAAACAGGUGGAAAAACAAAAUAGUAUCAUCUAGUCAGGUCAACAAGAAAGCACAUUUUGUAGCGAGAGCUAAAUAAACCAAUUUAUGAUAAUAAAAAUAACCCAUGUCAUUUAAGGAAUUUUCUGACUUGUUUAGUUCCAAACUCUGUGGCACCUUUAAGUUUUAAGGAGUAAGACAAAAACUUGAAACUCGCAAAUUUUUUGAAUUUUCAAAAUGCAAACCUUUCAGCUAAAGGGAAAAUUUUGUGUAAUGAUAUUAAUAAGUUGCAAACAUUUAUUUAAUUUUCAUUACUUACUAUUAUAAAAAAGUUAUUUUUUUAAUAGAAAAUAUUUCAUAUUUUAUUAUACCCCAAUACUUAAAAUGCAAUGAUUAAAAAAUCAAAUUUUAAUUGGUUUCUUAUUUCAGAAAGAAGAGGACAAAAGGAAAGAGCAAGCCCAUAUGGAUGAAAUGAACAAAAAAGCUGAUUUGCACUACUUAAGAUCCAUUUUAAAGUAUCGUGGUCUUCUUCCUUUUAAGAAACUCAUUUCUUUAGCCAAAAGGAAUUGGUUGAAAGCAGUAAAGCACAGGGAGAAAAUUGUAAUGAGGUAAACUAUUUUACUCAAAAGCAUUGUAUUAUAAAUAACUUCUGACUAAUUAAAUAUAAUUGUUGUGAACUAGAUUGUUGUGAAUGUUGGGUAGGGGGAGUUGUUGACCGUGAGAGUGUUUUGUGAGUUGUUGAUCGUGAGGUCAGAGCGUCAAGUUGGCUCUUGGUGUGGAACGUUAGUGUAUGCUGAGUGAUUUGUAGUGAUAUAAAAGGGCUGUGUGCUAGUUAGUUGUUGGUAAGAGAUCGUGAGAGAGAGACUAGUUGAUAGAUGGUAGUUGAGCUGAUGAAUCGAGUCCAGAGUAGAGUCGAGAGACAUAGUAUUUUUGUGAGAGUCAUUGUAUGGCUUGUUGCCUGAGGAUAGUAUUCUUCUGCUGGAUGAACUGUGUGGCAACUGUGUUUUGUAACAAGUGGAUUCUUCAGUACAUGUAAAUAAAUACCUAUUUGCAAUGAACUAGUCGGUGUUGAGUUGCUUGACCAAAAGAGAGAGACAAGAAUUAAUCAUACAGGUCUGACAUAAGGUUAGACACUGAGUAGUCACCCUCGGAGGCUGUAACCCCUAGACAAUGGAAAAAGGCUGCGACACAUUUGUGAAAGUCUCAACACAUAUGUAAGAAGGCCACAACACUAAUUAUCAAUUUAUUUGAAACAGAAAAUCAACUUCCAAUAAUUUAUUUUCAGGCAAUGCUUAGAAGCAUGGAAGUUAUUUACAGAGCAAGAAGUAGAUAGAAAGAACAAAUUAGCAGAUCAGACACAUGAAUUCUUAAUAACCAAGCACUGUUUUCAAAACUGGAGAAAUGUAAGUCAUUUGUUGUCAAGUUACAUGGAAUUUUUCAUGAUAUUUUAAAAUAGAACGCAAUUCUAAAAACACUUCCAUUUGUUAAACGUUUACAACACCCCCCCCCCAACCCCCCAACAAGUUUUAACUAGCUUACCGCACAGUACUGAAAUGUGACAUGGAAAUUAGUAAUUAAUUAUGUCACCAACUUUUUUUACAGAGCAAGAAGUAGAUAGAAAGAACAAAUUAGCAGAUCAGACACAUGAAUUCCUAAUAACCAAGCACUGUUUUCAAAACUGGAGAAAUGUAAGUCAUUUGUUGUCAAGUUACAUGGAAUUUUUCAUGAUAUUUUAAAAUAGAACGCAAUUCUAAAAACCCUUCCAUUUGUUAAACGUUUACAACACCCCCCCCCCAACCCCCCAACAAGUUUUAACUAGCUUACCGCACAGUACUGAAAUGUGACAUGGAAAUUAGUAAUUAAUUAUGUCACCAACUUUUUAGGCAUUACAAAUAUUUUUCAAAAGAUUAUUUUCCAUUAAUAGUUACAUGCUGUUGGCAUUUUUUGUACAAGUUCUUAGUUUCUUAGUUUUCAAAAUUAUUUUCUUUCUAGUUUUCCAGUGAAAUAGUUAUUGUGAGCUGUAUCGAUAUUUCAAAAUUUAUUUUACUGAACUGAAGAUAACAGGUUUAAAAUGGGAUUCAAAAAUUGAUUAAUACCGUAAUCAGGACAGGGUCCAACCACGGUCAGGAUUAUCGAAGUCUCAAUGUAAAAGAAAGUUGGUAAAAAAAAAAAUUAAAUAAUGCAAAAUUGAUUGGUAUAUAUUUAUAUAACUAAAACACUGAAUGAAACAAGUUCAACCAUUUUUUUUUUUUUUUUUCAGUACAAGUACCACACUCAGCUAAUGGAGCGAAGAGCAGAACGCCACUACCAAGAUAAUCUGAAAACUAAAUUUUUUCAAGCUUGGACGGACGUGGUAGCUGAUGAAAGGAUAAAUUCAAUGAAUAAAAUGGAAUUGGGUCAUAGUUACUACUUAAGGUGAGAUUUAUUAUCAGUGAUGUUCCAUUUGAAAUUGUAAUUAAUGAAAUGGUCUUACAAGAAAAUCACUUUAAAUGCAACAUUAUUAUAAAAAGCGAUUAAUCUGUUAAGAAAUAAAAUAAGCAUUUAAAUCUUUGAAAUGGAAAAUUUCUUUUACAUAACAGAUUAAUUUUCAACCAUUUAAGAAAUAUCAAUAAUUCCUUCCACACUAUUUAUUAUAGCCCGCCAAACAAUGGUGGCAGCUUUGCGUGAACUUCCCAUCUACUAUUGCCCCUGAACUAUAUAAUAUUCUAAUGUCCCACCCCACUUUUACACUGCAGAUUAAUACACCAAUAUUUAAAGACCACCAAACAAUAGCGGCAAAAUAACUUCCCAUCUACUAAUGUUUCUAGACAAAACAUGCACUCAAGUAAAGCACUUUAUAACAAUCCCAGCUAGUGCUACACCACCCUUCAGCCCCCCCCCCCCCAAAACACACACACAGAUUCAAAACUGCACACUUUUUUCACACUCAUGAACUAUAUUUAUUUUCUUAUGCUCAAAAUUACAGAUUUAUUAAACCAUAUUUAAAUUGAGACUAUUUCUAUAAAACAAAAGAAAAUUUUGCACACCAAAUGUACUUGCUAUAUUUUAAAGAAUUUUAUUUAGUGAAAUCAGUGCCAUCUAAUAGCAGCAGUGACAUUAUUGCAAAGAGAAUUGUGUAUUUUGAUAUAAAAUUCAAGCAAGCUUGAAUUAGAGGAGUUCUAAUUUCAUUAUUUGUGAACCCUGGCAAUUAUUUAUUAUAUGUUAUAAAAUUAAAAGCAGUUAAGAUAAAAAAUAUAAAGCUUAAAAUAAAAAAAAUAUAUUCAUCUGUUUUUUAAAUAUGGAAUCUUUACAAAAAUCUGAAUAUUAAACCUGCAGGUCUCUUAUAAAAAAAACAUUUCUUGGUUGGCGGUACUUGAAAGAGAGACAGAAGAAAGAGGAAGAACGACAUAAGAGAAAGGUAGAGCUGAGAAAAAAGGUUUCAGAAAUUAUUCCAGAUUUUGCUCCCAAGGAGGAUGUGUCAUUUAAACAAUCUGAGGACUUAGAGAGUUGAUAAAUAAUACUGGAUAGUAAAACAAGGUUCAUUUUCUUGAUGUGUACACAUUCAAUGUCAUGACUAUUUAAGAGUGCUUUUUCUGGUUCAAAUGAUAUGAAUCAAAUGCAUUUUCAUAUUUUUGGCACUGUGUACAUUCUAUGAAAGUAACAUUUAUUAAAAUUAAAUAACUUAUUGUAGAAUUUACACAAUAUUGUUUAUUAACUGUCC